Molecule: messenger RNA, 822 nt
Organism: Arvicola amphibius (Eurasian water vole)
Lineage: Eukaryota; Metazoa; Chordata; Mammalia; Rodentia; Cricetidae
Gene: Tektip1
Product: chromosome 1 C19orf71 homolog
Exons: 4
Coding region: 1-822 (273 amino acids)
Source: RefSeq, a predicted model, not a curated record
AUGGGGAAGCCACUGGGCAUUAGGACACAGGUCACUGUGGCGUCUGCUGCCUGUGAGGCCGGGAGUGAGGCAUUCUUAGCUGUGCUCCCCAGCAGGGGCUCCAUCCCAAGGCAGCGGGGUGGCUCAGCCUGUCAGGAGUCACCAGACACAAUACGCCAUAGGACCCUUGUUGCCACAGGAGGCUCCAUAAGCCACCUGCCUGAAGAGAACAGCCUUGUCCACCCGUCAGUCCCAACACCACACUUGGAGCAGCGAGGCAACUGCGCUCAGUGCCCAUCCUCCCUCAGCAAUGACUACCUGUCCCUGGAGGGCCCCCGUUGGGCACCGGCCAUCAAGCAAGCCGUGCGCUGGAAGUUCACGCCCAUGGGACAGGACGCAGCCGGUCAGGCGUGGUUCACCGGCCUGACCAACUCGGAGCCACGCGAGGCCUGGUACAUGCUGCCUGGCGCGCUUGACAGACCGUACCGCGAGGCCCAUGCGCGCUGGCACGGCUGCUUUGAGAGUCGCCAGCGUGGCCUGCCGCCCGCCUACACGCAGCGCCUGCGGGAGACGGCCUUCUGGGACCCCAUGCUGCCUGCGCAGUAUCUCAGCCCGGGCACGCGCUGGGGGUGCAUGCCGUGGAGGGACAGGCACAUCCGCGGCAAGGAGUUUGUGGUCAACAGGAACCAAUUCGGGGUGGUGCCCUGGCGGUCCGACUACGUGCCCCACCUGUCGCCGCCACAGCGGCCGCGCUACACCUCGCAGGACUUCAGGCAACGGGACAGAGAGCGCCCCUGCCCGGCCACUGGCCAGCCGCCCCCGGUCUUCACGCCCACGCUCUGA